AUGAGAAGGGGCCUCCUUCUCGCUUGGAUACAACAAUGUGUUGCUCCUGAUCGUUUGGAUCAUUGUUUUCAUAUUUGCUACGGUGGGAUUGCUGCUGGUGAUAGAGACACUGAACACGUCCCUUCACACACUGUGUCUCCACCGGGUGGAGUUUCAGAACAAAUUUCUACAAGGGAGAUGGUUCCAAGUUCACUUCUUUUUCUUUCAUUCUCACCAGUAAUAAAGACGAGUGAUAGGGAUGGAUGA
Molecule: messenger RNA, 246 nt
Organism: Eruca vesicaria subsp. sativa (arugula)
Lineage: Eukaryota; Viridiplantae; Streptophyta; Magnoliopsida; Brassicales; Brassicaceae
Source: the annotation of a GenBank genome assembly